This is a messenger RNA of Nilaparvata lugens (brown planthopper), 2552 nucleotides long. Its product is annotated as NKAP family protein CG6066. The record is from RefSeq and is a predicted model, not a curated record. The transcript is spliced from 5 exons. Gene Ontology annotation, cellular component: nucleus. Bases 169 to 972 code for a protein of 267 amino acids. Lineage: Eukaryota; Metazoa; Arthropoda; Insecta; Hemiptera; Delphacidae. Gene Ontology annotation, biological process: regulation of gene expression. Gene Ontology annotation, molecular function: chromatin binding.
GCUUCUACUGUUCUAGAAAAGCAGAAACAGACGAAAACAGAUGAAAUCUUUGUUAAAUUUAGGUUAUGGUUAUGAUAUGUUGUAUUUUGAUAAACUUCUAAUCUUGAAAUAAUUUAAAAUUUCAAUUACAAUCAACUUUAUAUGAUUCAAUAGCUAUAAUUGUAUAAAAUGAAUAGUGUUAGUCCUUCGCGAGAUUCACAUUCUCAUAGAAGUCGCAAAAGAAAGAAGGAAAAACACAGCUCUUCUCAUGAAGAUGACUUUAUGGAUCACAGAAGAAAAGAAAGGGAAAGAAUUACUUUGGUUGGUGUGGAUCAGGUUUGGGGUAAAUCGCCUGCCCAUGUUGACGAUUCAGACGAUAAUAUUGCUGUAAUUGAUGAUCGUUUGAGAAAGAAAUAUGUAGACUCUGAUUUUAAUGAUGAAAAAAGAGAAAAGAAGAAAAGAAAGAAAGAUAAAAAGAAGAGCAAAAAAUCAAAAAAAGAGAAAAAAUCCAAACACAAGAAAAAGAAAAAGAAGCACGUCAGCUCAAGCAGCUCUUCUGGCUCCGAGGAAGAAGAAUGGGUUGAGAGAACACACGUAGGCUCUGGAUCAGAGGAAGAAAUGAUAGGACCGCUGCAGAAGGCACAAGUGACCCUCUCGUCCAAGGACUACGGAAAGGCGCUGCUGCCUGGAGAAGGAGCAGCGAUGGCCGCAUAUGUGGCCGAAGGCAAGCGGAUUCCACGCAGAGGUGAAAUCGGUCUCACCUCCGAUCAAAUCGCAUCCUAUGAAUCUGUCGGAUACGUCAUGAGUGGAAGCAGACAUCGGCGAAUGGAAGCUGUUCGUAUUCGUAAGGAAAACCAGAUCUACUCGGCUGAUGAAAAGAGAGCGCUGGCAAUGUUCAGCAAGGAAGAACGACAGAAGCGAGAAAACAGGAUACUCACACAGUUCAAGGAAAUGGUGCACAGUAAGCUUGCCAACGAAAAUUCUCAAAGCUAAAACCUUCUCAAUAACUAAUCAAUGUCAAUGUAAACCUGGAUAAUGUUCCACAAAGUCAAAAAGUGGUUUGCUUAUAGAGACAAUUUUUGAAUAGCAAUGGUUCUUCUUCCCAAUUGUUAAUAAGUUCAACAACUAGGAGAACAUCUCAUCAAAAUAUUAAUUGUUAUUGACGAUUGGUGAUAAUCCAAAACUCUCUAAUGCUUGAGGUAAUGAAUGAGGUUUGCAUUUUAGUUUAAAUUGAAUACUCAAGUUAUAAAUGUUUAUAAUAUGUCAUCUCCAAUUCCUUUGGUACGUAAUGUAUUGCAUAAAUUCCAGAGUUGAUUUAUACUUUCUCAAAAUCAGUGCAACAUUCAAUAAAAAUAAUUCACUACUCAUAUACCCGGUUACUCGUUUAUCAUAAAAUAAAUCCAAUAAUUUUAUAGAAGCCAAAGACAUGAUAUUUGCGUUUCCAGAACACUCUGAAUCUACUUCAUAGAGCCAUUAACUUAUAAAACCUAUAAGCAACAUAAUUUUAUUUCGUAAAUGCUCUAAUUAUCGGUGAAGUUUACCCUGCCGUGCUGAAUAUAAUUGCGGUAAGUUAUAUGAUGUGUGGGCUCUUUCAUAAAAUAGCGAAAUAAGUCAAUAUGUAAAUUUGAAGUGAUGUCCUCAGCUGGAAAUCUUUUAUAGAGAGAUCACAAAAAGGAGUUUUAUACAAAUUAGUUUUCAAACUAUUUUCAACAUAAAAAUAACCAUUCUAGUAUUCCAGAAGCAUUCCAGUAUAGCAUUAGAACUUUUAUUCACUUGACUAAAUUUUACCGAAAAAAUGAAUUAGCAUUCUAAUGGUCAUCUGUUGAAUACAAGUUUAAAAAAAUUUACUAGCUUCAAUAGAUACAUCCCAAUAGCUGAUCAUGGGACUUCAAAGUAGAAAAUAAAAAUUUAUAUUGAACGGCUGUGUCAUUCUUGUACUAAUUAAAAUAGAGGUAAUGUAGAUACAGUAUUGUAAGAGAUGUUUUCCUUUAACUUAGAUCAAGAGUCAUUUCAUUUAUUAAAUAAUGGUAGGAUACCUUAGUUCUCACAUUUUUCAAUUAUACCCGGCCAGUUGAGAUGCCAACUGUAUUCUGUUGUGUUGAUUGUCAGUUAUGUUUUUCAAACAUUAUAGUUGUGAUUCCCAUUAAUCCCAUACAGUAAACAUCCCGUUAGUUUCAUUAUUAUCUUAUAAAAUCAUCAUUUUCCCAAAGUCUGAUAUGUGGUUGAAUUUAAUAUUAUUUUUUCCAAACAUUGAUUAAGUACCUAGUGAAUCUUUAGUACCACCUUUAGUACUUUUACAUUAUCGUGUUGUCUGAUUGGUUAUUCAUCAACAACUUCCUAUUAAAAUACUCAUUUAUUAUAACUUAUCUUAAAUCACGAAUGUAAUAAUUCAAAAUUAACGAACUCAGUCUGACUGUUGAUGGAUAAUGUAAAAUAUUAUUGAUUUUGUACAUACGUAUAAACUGGAGUAUUGUAAAUAGAAUAGGACUAAAAUAAAAUUGAAUGUGAGUGUGUAGUGUUCUUAGUGUAUAAUAUAAUUUAUUAUUAAUUAAUAAAAUGUUGAUAGCUCGUAA